AUGGCGAUGAUGAUGACUGGCCGUGUGCUGCUGGUGUGUGCCCUCUGCGUGCUGUGGUGCGGUGCCGGCGGUGGCUACGCGUGGCCCUACAAGGAAUGUGAAGGCGAUGAUAAAUCCUGCUUUAGUCACAGUCAGUACAAGAGUGUAUAUAACAGUUCAAUUCGAUCUCGGUAUUUGGGUGAGACGGAUUCGACAUCUACGGGAUUGUUUGAUUCUUCCACUGGUUCGACUGGAAAUGGCGGUGACGUCUCACGAAAUGGUGCAGACGGAACUACGAACUCCGUAACAGAUUCACAUAAGGGAGGUGCUCAGUCCUCUUUGAGUCCAUCCCAACAUGCGUCAGCCUCUUCUGGCGACUCUUCUCGAUCCAACGAAUCCUCUGAGAAAACUGAAGAGACUCCUGGUCCAGCCUCAACUUCCGACAAUGAUGGCGAUGGAGGCCCGAACACAGCCAAUCAAGCCCAUUUGACUGGUGGUGAGAAACUUGACAGCGGCCAUCAAACAGAAGACGGAGACACGGACCCCAAUUUGCCCCUUGGAGAUUCGAAGGACGGUGAAGGCACCCACAGCUCUCCCACGCCACCUCCAGCCAAUAAAGAAAAUGUACCCAAAGUAACGGCAGAAGGAGAAAAAGCACCGGCGGUGUUGACGAGACAAGAAGAAUCGGAAGGAAAUCCAGAAGCAGAACCAGAGAAUGAACAGCGCAGCUCUGCGAAUGGCGUGUCAGUGCCGCAACCAGAAGCAGCACAACAAGGCGAAACUGAGGAUGAUAAUACGACGGAAAAAACACCAGACGAGGCCGCAGCUGCGAAAAAUGGCACAGCGACGCCUGACGACAGUGACGGCAGCACCGCGGCCUCCCACACCACCUCCCCUUUUUUGCUUUUGCUUCUUGUUGUUGUGUGUGCGGCUGCUGCUGCGGUGUUGGCCGCGUGA
This is a messenger RNA of Trypanosoma cruzi, 936 nucleotides long. RefSeq names its product mucin-associated surface protein (MASP), putative. Lineage: Eukaryota; Euglenozoa; Kinetoplastea; Trypanosomatida; Trypanosomatidae. The coding region runs from base 1 to 936 and encodes 311 amino acids. The record is from RefSeq and is a predicted model, not a curated record. The transcript has a single exon.